GUAGUGGAGUGUAGGACUUGGCGUCGGGCAGGUGUUGGUGACUUGAUUCUAGUCUAACGUCGAUGCUGUAUUAGUUCCUGGAAGACCGUGUUGUGUCAUCAUGGUGCAUAUUUAGAUUAUUUUAAUCAGUGAUGUGACGAAUAUUUUUGUUCCGUUAAUAUUUGUUUUGCCAUCAGUUUCAUAUGCAUUGCUUUGUCACGUUAGCCAGUUGACAGACGCCUCAGCUUGCCAGUAGGCUACAUUCUAAUGCUGCCGGCUCAUGUGCACUGGCGUUGUUGCUCAAAAACAAGUUCCUUAGUGUCAGGAAGAAUGACUGCGCCCGGCAGAAGGAGCUAGUUAGCGUUCACGUUAUUUCCAAGGAUGAAAUAAUAAUGAACGUACCCAAGAAUAUCGCCAUCAACAGUACGCGCGAUAAGGAGAACACUCCAGCUUAUCAGGUGAAAUUAGAACGGGUACUUGGGCUGACAGUAUCCAGCAAUGCAGCGCUCGACUGCGACCCGGAGACAGAAGUAGUUGCCUACCCUGCAGGAUGUACGGUGGUGCUCUUGAACCCAAAGAAAAACCGUCAGAGCCAUCUCCUCAACAUUUCGCGGAAAACCAUCACGUGCCUCGCGUUCUCUGCAGAUGGACGUUAUUUGGUAACGGGAGAAUGUGGUCACUUGCCCUCAGUGAGGGUGUGGGAUCUCCAGGAAAGCGGAGGUACCCAGAUUGCGGAGUUUGCGGGCCACAAAUACGGGAUCAAUUGCGUUGCUUUCUCCCCAAACCACAAAUAUGUUGUGUCUGUUGGUUCACAACAUGACAUGAUAGUGAAUGUGUGGGACUGGCGUUCGAAUGUGAAGGUUGCUUCUAACAAAGUGUCUGCCAAGGUGAAAGCGGUAUCAUUUGCUGAAAAUGGGAACUAUUUUGUCACAGUUGGUAAUAGACAUGUCAAGUUUUGGUACCUGGAAUAUUCACGGUCUGCUAAGUACAAAGAACCUGUGCCACUAAUGGGUCGUUCGGCUAUCUUGGGUGAACAGCGAAACAAUUAUUUCUGUGAUGUUGCCUGUGGUAGGGGUGAUAUGGGUGACUCAACAUAUGCCAUCACGAAGUCAGGAUUGUUGUGUGAAUUUAACAAUAGAAGACUGUUGGAUAAAUGGGUUGAGUUGAGGACAACAAGUGCUAAUUGUAUGGCUGUCGGAGAGAACUUCAUCUUCAUUGGCUGUGCUGAGGGAAUUGUUAGAUGUUUUAGUCCUGCAACCCUCCAGUUUGUUACCACAUUGCCCAGGACACACUACCUCGGUGUGGAUGUGGCUCAAGGACUCUCCAUUAGUCACAUGGCUACACAUCCAAAUAAUGCCAAAUACCCUGAUGCUGUGGCUCUGGCAUUUGAUCAACAUAAUCUGAAGCUGUCAUGUAUAUAUAAUGAUCACAGCUUGUAUGUGUGGGAUGUUCGAGAUAUCAAACGUGUCGGCAAAUCUCACUCAUUCCUGUUUCACUCUGCGUGUAUAUGGGGUGUUGAGAUGUUUCCUCCUUUAGAGCAUGAAGGUAGUGGCAUGUCACCAGCAAUGCCUCCAGGUUCGUUUAUCACCUGCUCAAGCGAUGAUACAAUUAGGGUGUGGAACCUGGAACCUAAUCUGCCACCAGACAAUGACACAAUGUAUAAAAGAAACAUCUACAGUAAUGAACUGCUGAAGGUGCUGUAUGUUGAUCCUGAGCUCACUUACCUUAAAGACUUAGAGUUGUCAGGUGCAAGUACUACAGAGAAGAGUGACAGUUCAUAUGAUGGUCGCAAUGGUGUGAGAUCUAUACGCAUCAGCCCAGAUGGCAAACAUCUUGCAUCAGGGGACAGAGCUGGUAACAUUAGAAUUCAUGAGUUACAUAACCUCCAAGAGCUGUGUCGGAUAGAAGCCCACGAUGCAGAAGUACUCUGCCUUGAGUACAGUCGGCAUGAUAGUGGACAUCGUCUACUUGCUUCUGCUUCUAGGGAUCGUCUCAUACAUGUCUUUAGUGUAGAUGAGGAAUAUAACUUUGUUCAAACACUUGAUGAUCAUUCGUCUUCUAUAACAGCUGUCCGUUUUCUGAAUACCCAUGACCACCUGCAAAUGGUGUCAUGUGGAGCUGAUAAGUCCAUCAUAUUUAGACAAUUACAAGGGACUCCUGGUGGAACACAGUGCCAAUUUUCAAGAGGCCACAACAUUGCUGGUAAGACAACAUUGUAUGACAUGGAAGUGGAUUCAGGACAGAAACACAUCUUGACUGCUUGUCAGGAUCGCAAUAUCCGUGUCUACAAUGUUAGUAGUGGGAAACACAGCAAAACAUACAAGGGUUCAGUAGGUGAAGAUGGCUCCCUUAUUAAGGUUGUGUUGGAUGGCAGUGGAAUCUAUUCAGCCACAAGUUGUACAGACAAGACUCUGUGUGUGUAUGACUAUUAUUCAGGUGAAUGUAUGGCAACAAUGUUUGGUCAUUCUGAACUGGUAACUGGUCUUCGGUUCACUAAUGACUGUCGACGACUGGUGUCUGCAUCUGGUGAUGGCUGUAUUUUUGUGUGGAAGGUCCCACAUGAUAUGGUGGUCACUAUGCAUGCUCGCCUAGCACAGCAAGCAGCUCGUGCUGGAAGGCGAAUAGCGGCCCAGAUACCAAAUGGACUGCAUCUUGAUAAUGAGCACUUUGGCCCACCGCCGCCAGAUUUCCUGGAUCCUAAUGCGAAUAGUGUGGAGCAGCCAGAUUACAGGUUUAGUGUAGGUCAGUUACCAUUGUGGGCCAAGAAGCAGAUGGCAGACAACAGCUCUCCUCCAGCAAGUCUCACAAACCGUCAGAUGGACCUGCCAAAAGGGCGGUGGGCUCAGCGGCUGGAUGCAGGUGGUAUCACUGUGAAGUCAGUAUAUGACAGUGAUAGCAUCAUUCAGAUUCCAUUAGGACAGGAAAAGAGGCUGGACUCAGAUGGCUCAAAAGACAGUUCCAUUGACAGUGGUACAGAAGUGCGUCAUUAUACAGACUUCCGCCGUGAAACCAUGAUUAUAUCAAAACAGGGUGGAAGAGAGAAUUCUGACUUUGUACCUUGUCCUGAGAGUUACCAGGAACUAACUAAUGGCCAGCCUAUUAAACAGGUGUCAAGCAGCAAAGUAACGUUAACAAGGGGAAGUGACAUCACAGAUCUUACACGAAAUCGCCACCUUACAGAUGAUAGUAGCAUUGGCAGUUAUAAGUUUGAGGACAUGGAAAGUACAGAGCAUGACGGUGAUGUGGAAGACUACUCUGAAGGGGAAGGAGAAUCAACCGAACCAGAACAUGGGGAUCCUGUUAUGUAUUAUCCACCUGCUGAGGAGACAGGAAGUGAUUACACUGUAAAUGCCAUGGAUGUGGAGGAACUGCGACGUUCCCAGAGGUGGAUGAAGAAAAAUCAGCGACCUGAGCGACUCACUGAUCUGCCACUUGUCUCAGUAUCAGCUUCUGUGUCUGGUAGCCAGGACAGUGAUGAGGAUGAUGAUGAGGUGUCUACCCCAAGUGCAGAAACAGCUGAACGGAACCUCCUGUCCAUGCUUUCUGUCAGCAGCACAGAAAGUCUGGAUCAUGUUGGACAGAGAGAAAAAUACCUUAAGAAUACCUUUGAAUCUCUAAGUGGAGCAGAACAAGAAGCUACCAAAGAUGCAGCUGGAACCAGCAUAUCAUCUCAGUUUCUAGUGCGGGCAAACCAAGGUGGACCAUUAUCCUCUUCAACACUUCGUAAUGUUGCAGUGAUUAAUGCUGCUAAACAAACUCGUGUUGACAGUCAGACAUCUAAGAAGCGUGAAGAAUUGCAACGCAGAAUAGAAGAAACUCGUAGAAAAUUACAGAGUGUUGGUUAUCGAUCAAACCUCAAGAGCAGCCAGAGCAUUACCGACUUGAGCCACAUACCUGAGAAAAAUGGAAGGCGUGGGGCCAACCAUGCACAUCGUUACACUCCUGCUGGAGACAGUGGCAAUGGAACUCAGUCAAGUGAAUCAGGUGGUCUGCGUCGAGCUUGUUCAUUGAGUGACCUGACGAAUACAGCACCACAGAAGCUCUUGCAUGCUGCCCCAAUUCAAGUUUCAGGCAAGGUGACCAGUAAGGGUGGUGCUGCUGGCAGCCGCACCCUGCCUCGACAUGGGUUGAAAGCUGGAACUUUAAGCCUGAGUAACAACUUCAACAUGACAAGAAGCACUUCAAUGGGCAUGUUAAACCAGAGUGACUCGGAAAGUGAUCUGAGUUUGGCACAGCGAUCAAAUGCCACAGCUGCAUCAAGAGUGAAUGGCUUGAUGCGGCCCACUAUCAGUUCACAGAACAAGGUGACAAGUUUAGGUGGCAGCAAGAGUAUUACCAGCAACCAGAAUGCCAGGCGGAGAGGUCUUACUGCUGCUUACUCUUCUGUAAACCUGAGUCAAGUUGGCAAUAACAAUGAAGAUUCAAGUUCAGAAGAGACAUCACCUGUAGGUGGAAAGCCUGCCAUCAGGCCUCGGAGCACCAGCAUUGAUCGAUCACAUAUAGGUGCUCCUUCCAGUUUGCCAUCCAAUGGUAUUCAGCCACAACCUCAACCCCGUCGUCCAGGUGGAUCAUCACUUCAUGGCCGUUAUGGCAGUGACCGAGAUCUUAGUCGCCCAGCUCCACAGCGACUAGUCGCAGCUGGCCGUCAAGGUGGAAGUAAACCAGUUCCAGCAUCGAGGCAGAACCAACUGGAACGGAGCCCUCAAGAGCUUCCUGUGAAGGACACUGAUCAGCCUUCUGCUGUCUAUGAUGUAGUCAGUGCACCACUUUCACAGCAGCUGUGCAGCUCAGUUGCAGAUCAAUUGACACGAACUGCAGACAGUGUGGUACAGCUAUACAAACGCCUGGCACUAGAGGGCGACCAGACAGACCACAGAGAAAUGUUGCGUGGGUUGGAAGAGGCUGUCAACGAGGCUCAGAGAACACUCCGAAAUGUCGCAGCGGGCGGAACUGGUGCUACUGCAGCAGAGUCUCUUUCUGUAGCAUCCAAAUUGCAGGACAUUGUUGCUAGCGGUGGUCAAGGAGAUCAGGCAAAUGUGGUGGCCAUGAUGCAGCAGUAUUCAGACAUGUUGCUCACAAUAGUACAGCAGCGAAUAGGAAACUCCACUGCAUCAAGCCUGCAGAAGCCAAGCUAAAAUAAGCUACAUGAAGGAUACUGUUUCUUUGAAUACUGUAUAGUCUUUGGUGUAUAAUAUAAUGCAGCAGUUUCCACUUUAUUAAUAAUGGUACAAUAACAUAUAAUGUAGAAUAAUAUACCACCAUGCCAACAUCACAGCUGAAGUCGGUAGAUACAUAUGUAUAUCUCGUUUAAAAUAAGUGUUCAUAACAGUAUGGUGAUUACACAUUACACAGUAAACAGUGGUUCAGCAUAGUAAAGGGACUCAUGAAAUUCAUUGUUCUCUUUUCAUGUGAUAGUAGAAGGUAAUGAAUUACAGUGUUUUACUAGUAACUGUGAUCUUGCUACUUGUGAUUUUAAACAUUUGCAACUGCAGGACAGAAAUCAUUUAAACUUUAUGUUGUGAAUAUUCAAGCAUGCAGUCAGAACCCAUAAGAGAAGGGAAUAAGAUCUCUUAAAGUAGUUAAUGUAUAUAUAUAAAAUGAGGAAGGAUAGACAAAGGAACUUCAUGUUGUAAGGAGCUACAAGUGUAUGCAUCUGAUAGUGCAGAGAAGAGUGGAACUUGGAAUUGGAAACUAUGAAUUGCCUGUAGUUCCUUACACUGGUAAGUUUUCCGUUAGUUCCCCAGAUCAUCUUGCUUAAGGCGGUGAUGUGUUGAAUAUGGUUACUAAUGUGGAAUGUUUCAUAUUGAUUAAUUUCUUUUUCAUACUGUAUUUUA
This is a messenger RNA of Zootermopsis nevadensis, 5813 nucleotides long. RefSeq names its product WD repeat domain 62 (gene Wdr62). Gene Ontology annotation, molecular function: protein binding. The record is from RefSeq and is a predicted model, not a curated record. Gene Ontology annotation, biological process: centriole replication. NCBI's taxonomy places the organism in Eukaryota, Metazoa, Arthropoda, Insecta, Blattodea, Termopsidae. Gene Ontology annotation, cellular component: mitotic spindle.